This is a messenger RNA of Cyclopterus lumpus (lumpfish), 3951 nucleotides long. RefSeq names its product RPGR interacting protein 1 (gene rpgrip1). Lineage: Eukaryota; Metazoa; Chordata; Actinopteri; Perciformes; Cyclopteridae. The annotation marks the transcript as partial. The transcript is spliced from 30 exons. Gene Ontology annotation, biological process: non-motile cilium assembly; retinal rod cell development. Gene Ontology annotation, cellular component: photoreceptor connecting cilium. The record is from RefSeq and is a predicted model, not a curated record.
AUGGACGAGACAGCCGGGGACCUCCCAGUCAGAGAUGUGGGACUGAUGAGGUCGGGACUGAUGCUAACUGUACCAGAUACUCUACGGGAUGUGAAGACAUGGAAGAAGCAUCAUGCCAUGAAGAAAAAAGAGCCUCAGCGCCUGUUUCGGUUUCCCAGGGAGCACCUGGAGGACCUGUGUCUCAGACUGCAAGAGGAAAACAGUGUGCUAAGACAACACACUCGUACACAAGAGAUGAGGUUACGCAGGAUGUCUACCAGACUGAUGCGUCUCCGUCACCUCCGUCCUGGAUCCAAUGGUGUGAAGGAGAGGGACAUGGAGGACACCAUACAGGAGCUGGAAGCCUGUGUAGCUACACUGGAGAGCCAGAAAGGGUUGCUGCAGAACAAACUCAGCCUGGCCAAGCAGCACAUUAUGGACCUCGGGGGAUGCACGCCAUACAAGUUCAAUAAAGGUAAAUAUAUGGAAGUGGAGGGCAGAGUCAGGAGAGCAGCCCAGACUGCCCCGCCCCGCUACGGCCCCACAUUGGAAGACACCAGGGAAGAGAUGGAGAUAUUCAGGUCCAGUGUAACCGAGCAGGUGAGGGCUGCAGAGCUGGAGCUGACUGCGCAGGCGCUCAGAGACACACUGCGAGAGAAAGAGAAAGAGAUAGAGGGAACUGUGAGAGACAUCAGGAAGCAACAGGCUGACAGACACAGAAUAACUAUUAGAGAGAAUGUGGAUCUGAUCCGUCUUCAAAAGCAACUUUCAGACAAGAGCACCGCUCUGAGAGUCACCCAGGAGAGGUUCAACAGCCUGCAGGAGGCAUAUGAGAAUCAGCUCGAGGAGCGUCAGAGGUCACUGAGUGAAAGCCAGGGAGCUCUGCUGGAGAAAGUGGAGGAGCUGACUGAACAGCUGAAGCAGGAGAGACAGAGAGCACUGGAACUGGAGGGACAACUUACCACUAGUACCCUGUCGCUACAGACCCUGGACAAGCUACAGGACCGUCUAUCAGACCUGGAGGGAGAGAGGGAUCUAAUAAAAGAAAACUAUGACGCUCUAUUAGAAAGUACUUUAUCUUUGCAAAGCAAUCCCGAUGGCAUGGUGGAACGACAUAGAGAUGUGAACCAAAGGAGGGAGGAACAGGGAGAACAUACCAGCAGGAUGGACAUCCAGAGACUUGAAGAAAUGCUGCAAGAAGAGAGGGGGGAGAGAGGCAGGCUGGAGAAGGAGAAACUGAGACAAGAGAAGGAAAUGUUGGAGGAGAAGAGGGAGCGAGAAAGAGAGUCUUCUGUGACUACGAUUGACAAGCAGGAGCAUCUGGAACAGGAGGCUUUCCAGUACAGAAGGCAGAUUUCUACUCUACAGGACAGACUGGACUCUGUCACAAAGGAGUUUGACAUGAGUAUUGAGGAUCUCAGUGAAACUCUGAUACAGAUCAAGGCAUUUAGGAUGCAGCAAGAGAGCAGAGCAGGGCUGGAUUUUCUCUGGGCCAAUGGGAAGGUGGAGGAUUCGCCCCGUGAGCUGAUAAACAUCCAGGCAUUGCAUGCUGAGACUGUGCUGGAAUUACAGAAAACCAGAAACCUUCUACUGCUGGAGCACCAUAUCAGUAAAGACCUCCAGGAAGAGUUGAACACAGUCAACCAGAAGAUGGAAAGAGAGAGGCAGGAGAGCUGGAGGAAGAUCUCAGAGAAAGACAAACUUUUAUCAAAAAAAGCUAUUCAGAGCAAUGCUUUACAAGCUCAGUUGAAAGAGUUAGCAUACAGCCCAAGGAACUGCAAGCGGACCAUACCAAUGCAGUACACCUGGCCAGCUGGAGACCAGGAGGUGGUAGAGCCCAUUGAGGAGGACAUGUCUUUAUCUCAGCUGAGGGCUGGGGAGUCACUGUUGGAGAUCCACCUUAAGGCCGCCACCUUCACCCCAGCAGGGCUUCGUACCAUGGGCAGCAUCCACCUUGAAGACAUUGUGACCUUCUGCACCUAUAGUCUUUUGGACUUUGAAGUGCACUCCACCCCUCUGGUGUCAGGCAACCAACCAGACUAUGGCUUCACGUCAUGCUACGCUCUCACAGCCCGAGAUCUGGGGAGGCUGGGAGCUCAAGGAUCAAGGGUCAGAGUAGAGCUCCACCAGGCGUUAGGAGGGGUCAGGUUUGUGACACAUGGAAGUGGGCAGAUGUCCCUCAUGGGUGCUAUGGAGCAGAAAGGGGAGCGCGUCUGUGGAAAUGUCAAUAUCACAGGCUCUGAGGGUGCACUUGUUGGUGUUGUGGAUUUCUGGGUGCGCCUGUUUUAUCCUGCAGAGCCCAUUGACACUAUGGCAGAGAUAGGAGCUGACAGGAGAACAGCGCCACAGAGGAGUCCUGUGCACAUCACUCUUGGCUGGCAGGAUGCUGGUCAUGAGGCGUUACAUGACUAUGGUGGGGGGAUCCCCAAUGAGUUGGUGGUUGUGUUGGAACGCUGCGUGGGUCUUAAUGCUCGUUGGCCUGGACUUCUUCCUGAUGCCUACUUGACAUACAGGUUCUACGACCUGCCGCCUCACGUCUCUCAAACGGUCCAGUCCACCGCUGACCCGGUGUUCAGUGAUACUACCAGCUACCCGCUAGCUGUAACAGCUGAUGUGUUGCACUACCUGAGGUCCAGCAGUUUGUGGGUGUAUGUGUUUGAUGACAGCGAAGACCAGAUGCCGCCAUCCUAUCUGGCCAAGACUCCCAUCCCACUGCGAGCCAUGGCCACUGGCAGGGAGAUCAGAGGUGACUACGUUCUAAGGGAUCCAGCUGGUGGACCUCGGGGCAUGGUCAGGGUCUUGAUCAAAUGGAAGUAUCCCUUUCAACCAUCGGCGGACACUGUGCUGGUUAGACAGGGAAGACAGGAUAUGGAAAGAUCUGAGAAGGAGGAGAGGAGGAAAGAGGAGGCUAAAGCAUCACAGAGGCCUAUAGCCAAGCCCAGAAUUCAGCUACUUGAGCCGAGAGAAACCAGAGCAGUGCAGAAAGGGACUAAAGCUUUGCCACGGCCUCCAGCUGUAAAACAGAAAAGUUCACAGAACAUACUACCAGACCAAUCCACCUCGGUGAGACCGCUGGCCACAGGCAGGAAGAGAUCCACCAAGAGGUCACCUGACCUUUACCACGACACACCCCAUCUCACGCCUGAGCCUAGACUGACCACACCCUCUCAUUUGCCAACAAGAAAAUCUUCACCCACCACACUGUCGAGUACAAGCUCUGCCAGCGAUGUCAGGAUUCAGGACCUCCUCUCUGUGGAUCAUGUGUCAAUGGAUGAAGAGGAGGAGAGGAGUGAGAGUGCUGCUGCAGGAGUCAGUGAAGUCCCAGAGUCUUCAGAAUCAAGUUCCUCACAAAGCGACAUUGUCGUCAUUCCACCAAAACGGAAAAUGAGGAAGGGCAACAAGCUGAGAGUUGAGAUUCUGUCCCUGUCGUUUGAACCGUCCUCACGCGUGGCGCUGGACAAGUCAGUGCAGCGUGUUUAUGUGGAAUACCGGCUGCUGGGCGUCCCGAUGGAGACAACAGAAACGCCCAUGUCCCUCCGCAAACCCACAAAGGGAGAGGAGAUUCACUACAACUUCACACGAGUGAUAUAUGUGGAUGGUUCACAGUCAGCUCCACUCAGACAGCAUCUCUACACCAUGUUGGAGGGCACUGACCCCAACCAGGGCAGGUUAAAGUUCACCGUAGUCAGUGAGCCGAUGGACGACGACGAGGAGUGUGUGGAUGUCGGACAUGCUUUUCUGGACCUGCAGGAACUGCUGCUCACUGGAAAUGAUGUCAGCGACCAAGAAAUUGAUGUAGUUAGUGUGGAUGAGGACAAGGAGGUGAUAGGAAAUCUGAAAGUGUCUCUGGAAGCAGCGAAGGCUCUGACUGGGAUAUACCAGGAGUUUCACCAGAGAAGCGAGACGAAGAAAGAAGAUGACACAGAUGAAGAGGAGGAGGAGGAGGAAAAAGAAUUAAAGGAGAAAGAGGAA